AUGAAGAAGACCAUCCGCAUCCCAGGGAAGCACCAAAGAGCAAAGACAUAUCUCGAACGUCAGAACGAAGUACCACUGUGGCAGAGACUCUCUCCAUGGCACAGAAGAAUGAGCGUCAAGACGCUCGAGUGCGACGAAAACGGCCACCGAAUUGUGGCUUGGAUGAAGGGGCAGGGUGACAACAAGAACGGCAAAGCUAUGACACUGAGAUCAACCGAGGCUAUGUGCUCUACUCUGCCGCCAUCACCUUUGCGCCGAAAUUUCAGUUUUGUAGGAAUGCCAUCUACACCAUCCAAAGAACUUCAACGCCGCCCUUCAAGCACGACACCCGUCAUGGCGGAAAUGCCAGAUACUGCAAUAUUUGAGAUGAUGGACACUUCACCUCGAGUAGAACUAGAAGAUACAGGUAUAGGAUCCGAAACGCUUGGCAAUCCCGUCAAUCCCUACGGGAUUGCUGGUUGGGGCUCAAUUGGACUCUCCAGCGCUGUGAACAACUCUCGCGCCGCCUAUCAAGUAUCGGAAUUCUCUUCCUCAUUUCCGGCCGUAGCCAACUCCCAUACUGCCUAUCAAGUAUCAGAGAUAUCUGACUCCCUUGCGGCGGAAGCUCCACCCCCGCGCUCUCCAUUAGUGGAAACUCACCACCAACCGGCCCCUCAGGUCUCUCGUCAUGUGCUCUUUAAUAUCGUUGAAAAGGAUGAGACUAAGCAAAGUGGACUAUCGAUACCGAUACCCGAGCCAAAUCCAGUACUACUUCGGCAGAAAGGACCAUGCCUUUACCCUCCUCCACACAAUAUAUUCAUACGUCGAAGAGCCCGGGUUUACUCACCUUCAAGGUCACUGAACAGUGGUACGGUGUCACGAUCUGAUUCCCUGACAUGGCAAGUCAAGGAGACGUCAUCAGCCCAGAAAAAAGAAGAUAGACCGCGCAGCCCAAACCAUGUCCUCGGGUACAAGCCGUGGCAUGCCGCGCAGAAUGUGGAUAUCGAAGAGAAACAACGUCCACAAGGGGACUCGAUGGCUUUAUGGAGUAGUUUGCGUCCUUCAAGCCAGACUACACGGAAAUUGCAAAAGCUCAAGCGUGUACAGAGCCGCCAAAAGCCAGGUUGUAUCAGUAACAUCGGGGCUAGGCUAAAAUCAGUCGUCCAUAAAAACGACAGUGAAUUUGGCGGUCCCGUGGCGAACAGAGUGCACCGACAUGGACUGGUAUACGAGUACUUGGGCCCAACGGCAGUCACGGGACCGUACACUGAGCAGGAUGAGCCGCCUCAAUCUCCACAUCAGUCGGCAGGAGGGGUCCCUAUGCUUCCUGAUAUACCGGAGAAUAUCAGAAUGCCUGUUGAACUGGAUUCCCAGCAAACAAGGGCAAUUCCAGACGCUUGA
This is a messenger RNA of Pestalotiopsis fici W106-1, 1380 nucleotides long. RefSeq lists its product as uncharacterized. The transcript has a single exon. The coding region runs from base 1 to 1380 and encodes 459 amino acids. The record is from RefSeq and is a predicted model, not a curated record. NCBI's taxonomy places the organism in Eukaryota, Fungi, Ascomycota, Sordariomycetes, Amphisphaeriales, Sporocadaceae.